Molecule: messenger RNA, 1740 nt
Organism: Tupaia belangeri chinensis (Chinese tree shrew)
Lineage: Eukaryota; Metazoa; Chordata; Mammalia; Scandentia; Tupaiidae
Gene: INSC
Product: INSC spindle orientation adaptor protein
Exons: 13
Coding region: 1-1740 (579 amino acids)
Biological process (GO): asymmetric cell division; apical protein localization; establishment of mitotic spindle orientation
Cellular component (GO): apical cortex
Molecular function (GO): protein binding; cytoskeletal adaptor activity
Source: RefSeq, a predicted model, not a curated record
AUGCGACGGCCUCCUGGGGAUGCAGAGGUGGUCAGCGAGGGCCCAGGUGGCGGGGGCCUAUGGAGAGUCCAGGAGUCCGGGAGGCCGUGCUGCGCCGGCCCUGACCGGUGUGGGCAGGCCUUACUGCAGAUUGGGAUCAACAUGAUGGCACUGCCUGGAGGCCGCCACCUGGACUCCAUCCCCCUGCCAGGGCAACGGCUGAACCUAAUGCAGGUGGACUCUGUUCAGCGCUGGAUGGAGGACCUGAAGCUCAUGACCGAGUGCGAGUGUAUGUGCGUCCUGCAGGCAAAGCCCAUCAGCCUAGAGGAGGAUGCUCAGGGUGACCUCAUCUUGGCCGGCGGCCCAGGCUCUGGAGACCCCUUGCAGCUGCUGCUUAAGCGCGGCUGGGUCAUCAGCACCGAGCUGCGCAGGAUCGGGCAGAAGCUGGCCCAGGACCGCUGGGCGCGCGUGCACAGCAUGAGCGUGCGUCUGACCUGCCACGCCCGCUCCAUGGUCAGCGAGUACAGCGCGAUCAGCAGGAGCUCUUCGCAGGAAAUGGGCCAGGUUGAGAAGCUGCUGAUGGAGAAAUGCUCGGAGCUCUCAGCAGUCACAGAGAGGUGCCUGCAGGCAGAGAAUGAGCACGUCCUGAAGUCAAUGAAGGCCUGUGUGAGCGAGACCCUGAGCACGCUGGGCCAGCACUUUGGCCAGCUGCUGGAGCUGGCCCUGACCAGGGAGGUGCAGGCACUGGUGAGAAAAAUCGAUGCCUCAGACAACAUCUAUACUACCGAGUCCACCACAGGGAACCUGUUCAGCCUGACCCAGGAGGGUGCUCCUUUGUGUCGCAUCAUAGCCAAGGAGGGUGGGGUCGUAGCACUCUUCAAGGUCUGCCGGCAGGACAAUUUCCGGUGCUUGUAUCCCCAGGCGCUCCGCACUCUGGCCUCCAUCUGCUGUGUGGAAGAGGGUGUCCACCAGCUGGAGAAGGUGGAUGGUGUUCUGUGCUUGGCCGACAUCCUGACUGACGACAGCCACUCCGAGGCUACACGAGCUGAAGCUGCAGCUGUGGUGGCUCAGGUUACCUCCCCACACCUGUCCUUCACACAGCACCUCAGUAGCUUUCUGGAGAGCAUGGAGGAGAUCGUGACAGCCCUUGUCAAACUGUGCCAAGAGGCCUCCUCUGGGGAAGUCUUCCUGUUGGCUUCCGCGGCCCUUGCCAACAUCACCUUCUUUGACACGAUGGCCUGUGAGAUGCUCUUGCAGCUGAAUGCCAUCCGUGUUCUCUUGGAAGCCUGCAGCGACAAGCAGAGAGUGGACACACCAUACACCAGGGACCAGAUUGUGACCAUCUUGGCAAACAUGUCUGUCCUAGAGCAGUGUGCCUCUGACAUCAUCCAGGAGAAUGGGGUCCAGCUUAUCAUGGGCAUGCUGUCUGAGAAGCCACGGUCUGGGACCCCUGCCGAGGUGGCAGCCUGUGAACGAGUCCAGCAGAAAGCUGCAGUGACCCUGGCCCGACUCAGCCGAGACCCAGAUGUGGCCCGGGAGGCCGUGCGGCUCAGCUGUAUGUCCCGUCUCAUCGAGCUCUGCAGAUCCCCAUCGGAGAGGAACAGCAGUGACGCUGUACUCGUGGCCUGCCUGGCUGCUCUGCGUAGAUUGGCUGGAGUCUGCCCUGAAGGCCUCCAGGACUCUGACUUCCAACAGCUGGUCCAGCCUCGACUUGUGGACUCCUUCUUACUCUGCAGUAACAUGGAGGAGAGUUUCGUGUAG